This is a messenger RNA of Phalaenopsis equestris, 1986 nucleotides long. Its product is annotated as BTB/POZ and MATH domain-containing protein 3-like. The record is from RefSeq and is a predicted model, not a curated record. The transcript is spliced from 4 exons. Bases 425 to 1642 code for a protein of 405 amino acids. Gene Ontology annotation, molecular function: protein binding. Gene Ontology annotation, biological process: protein ubiquitination. NCBI's taxonomy places the organism in Eukaryota, Viridiplantae, Streptophyta, Magnoliopsida, Asparagales, Orchidaceae.
AAGCACAUCUUUAAACACCGGCCAACGCCGGCUUCUCCUCCCAUUCCCCUCUUUCUUCGCUUUGCCUGAAGGGCGCCAUCGUCAAUUCCGGGAAGAUUCUGGUCACUGAUCUCGUAACUACAUCGCCGCCUUUUGAUCUUGGCGCGUUCGCUAUUCGGCAAUUCGAAUCAUAUAUCUUGAUAGAAAUGGUUGGUCCUAGGUCUAGGGUUUGGUAAAAAUUUUGGAAGGUAUUUUUUUCCUCGUCAACGGAGAAAAUUUGGAUCAUCCGGCUUGGAGCUCGAUUGUGGCAGUGAAGUUCAGCGUCGAACGAAGGCUGUGCGUCUCGGCUGAGGAAUUCUAGAAACGCAUGCCUUCCAGAUUCUAUUGGAUAAGAUCUCUAGAGCUCGAAUUGUAGCUAGUUUUCGCUGGAGAUACUUUCGAUGAGAUGGAAAAGGCAGGGGAAGAGCUUGGAGGCGUGGGAGGAGACAACGUCUCGCGGUCCAAGUCGGUGUGCGAAUCGGUGAAUGGUUCGCAUCGGUAUGUUAUCAAGGGGUAUUCUCUGGCGAAGGGGAUGGGGCCAGGGAAGUACAUGACAAGCGAUACUUUUACGGUGGGGGGGUACCAGUGGGCUGUAUACUUCUAUCCAGACGGGAAGAAUCUCGAGGACAAUUCGCUCUAUAUUUCGGUUUUUAUUGCGCUUGCCAGCGAGGGAACAGACGUAAGGGCAUUGUUCGAGCUCACAUUACUUGAUCAGAGCGGCAAAGGGAAUCACAAGGUGCAUAGCCACUUUGAUCGGGCGCUGGAGGGCGGCCCUUACACUCUCAAGUAUCGGGGGAGCAUGUGGGGUUACAAAAGAUUUUAUAGAAGAACAUCCUUGGAGGCAUCAGAUUAUCUUAAAGAUGAUUGUCUGAUCAUGCAAUGCACCGUCGGGGUUGUCAGGAACCAGCUUGUUACGGUGAAGCAGCUCACAAUUCCUGUUCCACCAUCAGAUAUGGGAUAUUCUCUUAAGGCGCUACUUCUAUCUGGCCUUGGCUCAGAUAUCAUUUUUGAAGUUGGUGAUGAAACAUUUAAAGCUCACAAACUUAUUCUUGCUGCUCGUUCUCCAGUGUUUAAAGCACAUUUUUUUGGGCUAAUUGGGAAUCCAAAUGUAGAGAAGAUUUUAAUUGAGGAUGUAGAACCUCCCGUUUUCAAGGCCAUGCUUAUCUUUAUGUAUUCGGAUGAGCUCCCUGAUGUUGUUGAACUGAGUGGCUCAAUUUCAAUGUGUUCUACAAAUAUGGUUCAACAUCUAUUGGCAGCGGCUGACAGAUAUGGACUUGAGCGGCUAAAGCUAUUAUGUGAAGCAAAAUUAUGUGAAAAAAUUAAUGCUGAUACUGUUGCUUCUACAAUGGCCCUAGCAGAGCACCAUCAUUGUGCACACUUGAAGUCUGUCUGUCUGAAAUUUACCGCAGUUAGAGAAAAUUUGGAAGCUGUGCUGCAGAGUAGAGGAUUUGAGCAUUUGGAGCAAUCGUGCCCAUCGCUGUUAUCUGACCUUUUAGCAACUGUAGCUGUGGUAGAAGAGGACUCGAGACCUGCAAGCAGGAAACGCAGCGCUAGCACUGAUAUCGGACUUAAUAUAACCGACGGCGUAGAUUCAAGCGGGAGGCAAACUCGGAGACGGCUUUAGUUUGUGAUUAUAUAUACAAGUCCAAGUCAGGUCUCUAGCUGUCCUUUCUUGCUGCUUUCUUCAUGAGGAUUUGUCUAAUCAUCCUGAUGGAAUAUACUUUUUUUUGGGGAAAGCGGCUUAUUUGAUAUUAUUAAAUUCUAUUGGUUAUAUGGAUAACCAUCUCUGUAGGUAACCAGAAAAAGAAAAAAAAUAUAUACAAAAGUUUUCCCGUUUAGUUUAUUUACUUACUGGUUACUGUUAGGGAAAGUGGAUAUAUUUGGUAACUAGUUUGAACUCUUCGCUUUUGUUUCAGUUUCUUCUUCUUGUAAUUUCACUGAUUGAUGGCAUCAAUGAUAAGCAGCGUU